Molecule: messenger RNA, 2174 nt
Organism: Onychostoma macrolepis
Lineage: Eukaryota; Metazoa; Chordata; Actinopteri; Cypriniformes; Cyprinidae
Gene: c1ql2
Product: complement component 1, q subcomponent-like 2
Exons: 2
Coding region: 234-983 (249 amino acids)
Molecular function (GO): protein binding
Source: RefSeq, a predicted model, not a curated record
GACAGUGCUAUUCUGCCAGAGGUCACGAGAAGGAGGUACGGCACAUUUCUGUGUUGGUGGGGAGUGUGUGUAUUUUUAUAUACAUUUAAAGGAAAGAGAGUUUUUUUCCCCCCCUUGCCAUACUUUCCAGUUCGCGUGUCACCAUUUCCUCCAAAAACGAGCCGGACUUUUUAGCGCGAGCUUCCCGGGUGCUCCACAGCAAGCGAAUAAUUGGCGCGGUCGUGGGCAUCGUCAUGAUCGUGGCGCUGGUCAUCGCAAUUCCGCUUCUGAUCCAGACCUCCGCGGUUUCAGCGCACUACGAAAUGAUGGGCACUUGUCGGAUGAUCUGUGAUCCGUACAACCCCAAACCGAGCGCCACGGCGCUGGAGGUGAUGCAGGAUCUCAGUGCCAUCCCACCAUCUUUCGCUCAAGGGACUAGAGGCGAACCUGGCCGUCCGGGAAAACCGGGACCCAGGGGUCCACCUGGCGAACCGGGUCCACCUGGUCCAAGAGGACCACCUGGAGACUCCGGCAGACCUGGAUUUACCGGCAUCACAUCGGGAACGGCGAGGACUGAGACUGGAGACGUUGGUCCAGCGUUGGGGAACAUCAAGAUCGCGUUUUAUGUGGGUCUCAAGAACCCCCACGAAGGCUACGAGGUGCUCCGGUUUGAUGAUGUUGUGACAAAUGUGGGAAAUCACUAUGAUCCCACUACUGGCAAGUUUACCUGUCAGGUAUCGGGGAUUUACUACUUCACCUACCAUGUGCUGAUGCGCGGAGGGGACGGAACAAGCAUGUGGGCCGACCUCUGUAAAAACGGACAGGUUCGGGCGAGCGCCAUCGCGCAAGACGCCGAUCAGAACUACGACUACGCAAGCAACAGUGUCGUGCUGCACCUGGACUCUGGCGACGAGAUUUAUGUCAAACUCGACGGCGGAAAGGCGCACGGAGGAAACAACAACAAAUACAGUACAUUUUCUGGUUUCAUUCUGUAUCCAGACUGAGCUGCCACCUGCUUAGUCUCAAGCUGACUGUUAAUGAAUCUCCUCUCUCCGCGCGGCACACGCUCUCGGAACUCCAUUGUCAUUCCUGUCUGUAGUGUCGUUGGGAAUAUAAGGGUCAUCUGAACUCAGCGCCAGUGUGAGAAUAUGUUGUCUGAAUUUGUCCAUUUCUGUUUAAUGAUGUCUUGUGUUUGGCUAUUAUACCCAAUUAAAUGAAAAGUGUUAAUUACGCACAGGAUGGUGAUGAGGAUACAACAUUUAAAUGAUUAUUAGCAUAUCUGUAAUUGUUCUCCGGGUGAUUUUUACUCAAAUGAAAUUAUUUUCCCGCAUUUAUGAGCCCCUAGUGGCCCCUACUGUGAUACAGUUUCUGGUGUUAGAUAAAUUGGCUUCAUGUAGAUAUGGACAAGCAUAAUUUGGUCUAAAUCUGGACAAGAACAGUUAAGCAUUUCAGCUCCUUGGAAAACCUAAAUGGAUAGUUCACCCAAAAAUGGACAUUCUGUCAUCAUUUGCUCACUCAUGUUGUUCCAAACCUGUAUGACUUUCUUUUGUCUGUGUAACCCAAAAAGAUAUAUUUUGUCAAAUGUCCCAGCUUUUUCUUCCCAUAACGAUGAAAGUCAGUGUGGUUCAAAGUUGUUUGGACCCACAACAUUCUUCAAAAUAUCUUUACCUGUGAUCUACAAAGAAGUCAUCAGAUUUGGAAUGACCUGAGGGUGAGACAAAGGGAUCUUUUUAUAUAUAUUUGGCUGAAUUAUCCCUUUAAGCACCCAAUUUAAGCUCAACUGCAAAUGUUUUUAUUUUAAACCUAUGGCUGAGCAAUGGAGAAUUAUAGUGCAUGUUCAGUUUGUAUUUAAAUAACAUGCUUGUGUGUGUAUUUUUUUAAAUGAACUCUGGGACUUGACGUUUGACCUCACACAGUUUCUUCUGAGACCUUCAGUGAUAACACACCUAAUACAAUGAGCAUGCCAAACAUUCAACCGCAAAAGAGAGAGGGAGAUAAUUCUGAAAGAGAAAAUGAUGUCUAGUGUGAUCAACCAAAUAAAGUCCAUGUAUAAAAUUGACCAAAAUUCCAACAACUGACACUAUUCAGAAAAACAAACUGCGUUUAUCUGGUGUGCUUUUUGAUUGGUAAUUGGUGCCUGUACAUUCAGAUGUUUUACGUUCUAAUUCAAAUAGAUAGAAAGUUAAUAAACAUCC